CAAAGCAAAGAGUUGCUAUUUUAGCAAAAUGUAUAAACCAACUUGGUGGGAAUUUUGCGCUUCCUUGCUAAUGUUGGCGACACUGUUUCAACAGUGCUCAGGCUCACAGCGCUUUUGCGGAAAAGCGUUACCAGAAGCGCUCGAUCAGAUUUGUUUUAAUGGUUACAAUACGAAAAUUAAAAAGUCAAUGGAAUGGGAUGACUACACCAACAAUGAAGUCGGAGUAGAGCUGCCGCUCCCCUACGCAAAAUGGCCCUUCCUGGCUAAAGUUCAUGGUGGACAAGUUAAUUUGAAGGCCAAUCAACGUGGUCGUCGUCAUGGCGUAUAUGAUGAAUGCUGUCGCAAGGGUUGCACCUACAAUGAGUUGGUCUCUUACUGUUUGUAAAUUUUAUCUGGAUCAGAAU
Messenger RNA from Anastrepha obliqua, 404 nucleotides. Its product is annotated as probable insulin-like peptide 1. Gene Ontology annotation, molecular function: hormone activity. The transcript is spliced from 2 exons. The record is from RefSeq and is a predicted model, not a curated record. NCBI's taxonomy places the organism in Eukaryota, Metazoa, Arthropoda, Insecta, Diptera, Tephritidae. Bases 29 to 385 code for a protein of 118 amino acids. Gene Ontology annotation, cellular component: extracellular region.